GAAGGGAUUGAAACUUGAAAGAGUCGGAGAGACAGAGAGAGACCUGAAAAUUGGCACCAAAAAUUAAUGGGGGUGGAGAGAGUGCAAGGCAUUGCUUCCUUGGACGGGCACCAAAAAUUAAUGGGGGUGGAGAGAGUGCAAGGCAUUGCUUCCUUGUCCAAGGACGAGAUCCCGGCAGAGUUCGUGAGGUCGGUUAAUGAGCAACCGGGGAUCACAACCGUCCAUGGUGAGGUCCUUGAGGUGCCGACCAUUGAUCUUACUGACCCAGAUGAGGAAAAGGUCCUCCGUGCGAUUGCGGAUGCCAGCCGCAACUGGGGGAUGUUCCAAAUUGUGAACCAUGGAAUUCCCGUUGAGGCCAUUACCAAGUUGCAAGCUUCUGGGAAGGAGUUCUUCGAGCUCCCGCAGGAGGAAAAGGAGGUUUAUGCUAAGCCUCCGGGUCCUCAGUCGAUGGAGGGCUAUGGGACUAAGCUUCAGAAAGAAGCCGAAGGGAAGAAAGCCUGGGUGGAUCAUUUGUUCCAUAAGAUAUGGCCUCCUUCUGCCGUUAACUACCGCUUCUGGCCUAAGAACCCUCCUUCUUACAGGGAGGCUAACGAGGAAUAUGCGAAGCAGCUGCAUGGGGUGGUGGAGAAGCUGUUCAAGAGCCUGUCGUUGGGUUUAGGGCUUGAAGGGCAUGAACUGAAGGAGGCUGCGAGUGGCGAUGACAUGGUGUACCUUCUCAAGAUCAAUUACUACCCGCCGUGUCCGCGCCCUGACCUGGCCCUAGGGGUGCCGGCUCAUACUGACAUGUCCAUCAUCACCAUUCUUGUGCCCAACCACGUCCAAGGUCUCCAGGCUUCCAGGGAUGGCCAUUGGUACGAUGUCAAAUACAUCCCCAAUGCCCUUGUUAUCCACGUUGGGGACCAACUUGAGAUACUGAGCAAUGGAAAGUACAAGGCGGUGCUGCACAGGACUACGGUGAACAAAGAGCAAACAAGAAUGUCCUGGCCGGUAUUCUUGGAGCCUCCGGGAGAAUUUGAGGUAGGGCCUCACCCGAAGCUCGUCGACCAUGAAAAUCCGCCAAAAUACAAGACGAAGAAAUACAGUGACUAUGUUUACUGUAAGCUUAACAAGAUUCCCCAGUAACUGACUAUGUUUACUGGAAGUGGAAGCUUAAGCAAAGCAGUCUAGCUGGGGCCGGCUGCUUCAAUGUCGAACGCAUGACCCACAAAAUGUUCUGGUUAAGUAGUAGAUAUUAAAGGCCUACCGACAGGGGAAUCAGGAUGUUUAUCUGAGGAGCAGAUAUAAUUCUAAAAUAAAAGAUAAUUAUAAGAAGGGUUGCUUUUGUUUUGAUUGAUAAAGUGUUUUUGUUUAAAUUUGUUUUGAUUGAGGAAGUGUUUUAAUGUGAUUUUGAUUGAGAAA
Messenger RNA from Alnus glutinosa, 1398 nucleotides. Its product is annotated as flavonol synthase/flavanone 3-hydroxylase-like. The transcript is spliced from 3 exons. The record is from RefSeq and is a predicted model, not a curated record. Gene Ontology annotation, biological process: response to light stimulus. Bases 67 to 1122 code for a protein of 351 amino acids. NCBI's taxonomy places the organism in Eukaryota, Viridiplantae, Streptophyta, Magnoliopsida, Fagales, Betulaceae. Gene Ontology annotation, molecular function: flavonol synthase activity.